AUGGCCUUCAAAAAUGGGCUGAGUGAACGCCUCGAUGAGCUGCGAUUCCCCUCUCCGCGAUCUCCUCCCUCCGAGUCUACCUUCCCCGGCUAUAAUCCGCUUUCCCCAGGCCAUUCGAGCUUCGCCCCGGCGUUUUCGCGGCCGUCAGGCGAUGUGCGCGCCAACCUUCAGCGACGAUUCACUACGGACUCGAGUAAGCUCUCGUCUUGGAGCUACUUGAACAAUGUGGGAAGCUCGUCUCACAUCGCUGAUCCGCUGGAUUUGCUGUCAUCGUUCGAGAAGAAGCGUCAGCAUAUAGAGUACAUGCGGGAGCAGAGGAGACGUUUCGAGGAAGAUAUGAAACUCCUGGACUUGCAGCACGAGAAAGAGAAGCAGGAGAUGGACCAGCUGGCUAGAGAUCUGGCCAAAGCGGGGUUGUCGGGCCCCGUCAGCGAGCCGACAACUCCCCCAGAAUACCGUGAAAAUGCCUUUGCUGGUGCAUUCACUCGUCCCACCCGCUUCUCAACCUCGAGCGUGACCUCUUCUCCCGGCUUCUUCAAUGUCUUUGCUCCCUCCCAAGUGACCUCUCCUCCCAGCCAAGCAAGCCACAGCUCUGUCCAGACCCCCACCAAUCGCUUCUCUGUGCACUCGGUUCCUGGCUCUCGUAGAAACUCUGAGAAGGAGGACUUUAGUCAAGAAACUGCUUCUCCUUUUCGUCCUGGACCUUCGAUUCACCGCUAUUCAAUGCCUGCCUCUGGCUUGGGUUCUCAGAUUCGUCCUAAUAUCUCUGCUUUCAGCAAUAACACAGGCCUGGAGUCCUUUUCCGCAGCCAAAUACCUACUUCAGAACGAGGAUGACAGAGCAACUGUGACCGAAGACGAUCGAAUCCCUACUCCGGACAUCAAGAGCUACCUCAAACUGACCGAUCCUGACGACAAGUUUCCCACCCUGUCACGCAGGGACGAUUCAGGCUUGCUUUCUGCAAACUCUGAUGCCCUGGACCUGGCAAACUCACGUACUCCAAAUCCAGAGACUUGGAACGCACAUAGUCGUCAUCGUUCUUCCCAUCAGAGCAUGCCACAGAACGCUUUGAACAUGUUCCGUCUUGAUCAGCUCGGUAGCUCGACGGGCGAACCCCACUCUCAAGCGUCGUCUACUCCACGUCACAUUGCUAGACACUCCCUCGAGGCAAAUCUUCACUAUAACAACGAGGUAGGUAACGCAACUGUGGGUCAAGCUGGUUCCAGCCGUCCCAUGUCUUUGCAGACUUCAUACUCCACAAACGAUGUACCCACUGUCAAGGGCGACACUUUCAAUCCUGCAAUCACCCCUCCAAAGACCCACGUGGACCAAUUUAAGCAGCACACUUCCACCAUGGGCAGGAUCCCAGCGAAUGCCACCAAUGGUCCGCAGAAGGACAUGCUGCAGCAUGACGAUACGAAGCCACAGAGCACCUUGUCCCAGCCAACCACGUUGCAGGCUAGCGCUCCUCCUUUUGGCCCCCAGCUCACCACUGGAACAGCUCCCAAUAACGUGGGUGCCCCCGCUGUGAACACUUUCCCGCCUCCCUUCUAUGGUUAUGGCAUUCAGGGAUACCCAGUUCCCGUCAACGGUCAGCUUCAAAACUUUAAUUCGGCGGCUGCCUCCUAUGGUGCAUACCCUCCUUACGCUGGAUUCCGUUUGGCAGAAGGUCAGGCGAAAAGCGCCGCUCCUCGCAGAAACGGUGAUACGGAAUCGAGCCAAUUAUCUCGCUUUACCAACUUUCCACUCGAGCAUUAUCGAGGCGAGUUGUACAGCCUCUGCAAGGAUCAACAUGGUUGCAGGUAUUUGCAAAGAAAGCUGGAGGAGCGCGACCCGGAGCACGUUCAGCUGAUAUUCGACGAAACCCACUUGCAUGUCGUUGAACUGAUGACUGACCCCUUCGGCAACUACUUAUGUCAGAAGCUGCUUGAAUAUUCCAACGAUGACCAGCGGACUGCUCUUAUUAACAACGCUGCGCACCAGCUUGUAAAGAUAGCUCUCAAUCAACACGGAACUCGGGCGUUGCAGAAAAUGAUUGAGUUCAUCUCCACCGCCGAGCAAACUCAGACUGUGAUUCAGGCUUUACGCGAUCAUGUUGUGGAGCUAGUUCAGGAUCUUAACGGCAACCACGUCAUUCAGAAAUGUCUCAAUCGUCUUUCUGCAGAGGACGCGCAGUUCAUUUACGAUGCAGUUGGUGGCAAUUGUGUCGUCGUUGGGACCCACCGUCAUGGCUGCUGUGUGCUUCAGCGUUGCAUUGAUCAUGCUUCGGGUGAACAGAGAGCCCGUCUGAUUGCACAGAUCACUAGCAAUGCCUUCGCUUUGGUUCAGGAUCCAUUUGGAAAUUACGUUGUGCAGUACAUCCUGGAUCUUGCCGAGCCUCAUUUCACGGAGCCCCUCUGCCAGUCUUUCCGCGGCAAUAUCCCGGCGCUUUCGAAACAGAAGUUCAGCUCCAAUGUUAUUGAGAAGUGUCUCCGCACGGCGGAUUUCCAGAUCAAACGUCAGAUGAUUGAUGAAAUGUUGGUCGGAGUUGAGCUUGAAAAGAUGCUUCGCGAUUCGUUUGCCAAUUAUGUCGUUCAGACCGCGAUGGACUUCGCCGACCCGGAAACCCGAGGCCGCAUCGUGGAUGCAAUUCGCCCAAUCCUGCCUUCGAUUCGCCAGACACCCCAUGGCCGCCGAAUUGCUGGAAAGAUGAUGGCCGCCGAGGGCUCUGGAAGAGGGAGCGCUGCAACCAGCGGACAGGUCACUCCGAACGAAAUGAACUCUACCCAGCUUCCCGGUCCCCUGCAAGGCCCACAGAAGCCUUUCUUGUAUCAACACAACUCGUUCCCUGCCCCUGCUGUUGGAACACAUUUCGCGACACAGAAUUUUGUGCCUGCCACUGGAUCUGGAUCUGCCUCGAAUACCGCGUCUGGCGGCGCCAGCGAGAAUUCAUCCAGCAUUUAUACCCCUGCUGCUCAGCAGCCGAACGGCAACCUCGGGGCCCAGAGUCAAUUGUACGCUUACUUUUAA
Messenger RNA from Aspergillus clavatus NRRL 1, 3009 nucleotides. Its product is annotated as putative RNA-binding protein. The transcript has 5 exons. The record is from RefSeq and is a predicted model, not a curated record. NCBI's taxonomy places the organism in Eukaryota, Fungi, Ascomycota, Eurotiomycetes, Eurotiales, Aspergillaceae. The coding region runs from base 1 to 3009 and encodes 1002 amino acids. Gene Ontology annotation, molecular function: mRNA binding. Gene Ontology annotation, cellular component: cytoplasm. Gene Ontology annotation, biological process: post-transcriptional regulation of gene expression.